AUGAAUUCCACAUUUAAUCAAACGGACAAUGGGAUCUUUUCCAACCGAACUGGGGAGAUUUUGUCGUGCUGUAACUUCUCAUCAGUAGUGACUGAUGAUGGUUUCGGGGCAGCCGCCCCAGACGAGAGAAGUCUUUUUAUAAUGCGAGUUGUACAAAUAGCAGUGAUGUGCGUUCUCUCACUAACUGUGGUUUUCGGAAUAUUUUUCCUGGGUUGUAACCUUCUCAUCAAGUCCGAGGGGAUGAUAAACUUUUUGGUGACGGACCGAAGACCAUCUAAGGAAGUGGAAGCUGUGAUUGUGGGGGCAUAUUAG
This is a messenger RNA of Chanos chanos (milkfish), 312 nucleotides long. It is a transcript of the gene rprma, whose product is annotated as reprimo, TP53 dependent G2 arrest mediator candidate a. The transcript has a single exon. Bases 1 to 312 code for a protein of 103 amino acids. NCBI's taxonomy places the organism in Eukaryota, Metazoa, Chordata, Actinopteri, Gonorynchiformes, Chanidae. The record is from RefSeq and is a predicted model, not a curated record.